Messenger RNA from Symbiodinium sp. CCMP2456, 7998 nucleotides. The record is from the annotation of a GenBank genome assembly. Lineage: Eukaryota; Dinophyceae; Suessiales; Symbiodiniaceae.
AUGUCGGCCGAGCAGCAGCCCGACCCGUGGUGGGGCGGUCAACGAGAUCCCUGGAGCAGGGCAAACAACGAUGAAGACGGUCGCCGCGCGGCUCAGACAGAGACGGGUGUGAACCCGGGCGAUGGGCAGUGGGACACCGCCACUCGGGCGGACCAAUCGGAAGCGCCUCCGCAGGGCGCGGGCUGGGGAGAUGCUCCCAACCUUGCGGAAGCUCAAGAUUGGAGUGGGGAACCUCGUCGAGGAGACGCACCGGAUGCAAGCAGCGAUGGGAGCACAGCGGACCACGGCACAGGCUCUUGGAAUGCCAGAAGGUCUUCGGACGGAUCUUGGAGCGGCGGAACGCCGUGGAACCAGGCUUCGUGGCGACAAGGGUGGCGCGGUGACUGGAACGGCUACGGCGGCUGGGGCCAGCCUUGGCAUAGCAACGGUCACUGGAACGACCCUACGGCAUGGUGGACGGGUGCCCUAUGGAGCCCUCCGGCGCGGUGGUGGAAUGAUCCUACGACCAUGAACGGGAGUACCACCGGGACUCCACCGACUACAGGCGAGCCUACAUCGGGCACUACCUGGGGCACCGGGAAUUCCUCUUCGGCGACUACCGACACGGCGUCUACUACCCGACCAACGGCUACCGGAACAGGAAUCACGAAGGCGGACUACGAACCCCGACCCGGCGGCCCUUCGGAAAAGAUCAUGGUCCCAAUCUUCCGAGGAGAAGGGGAGGGCGGAGAGCUAGGUACCUCUGCACGAAGCUACCUGCGCCAGGUGGCCGCUUGGGAGAGAAUGACGAAGUUGGGGGCAUCACAACGCGCCCUCGUGCUCUACCAACACCUUCAAGGUGCCGCCUGGAUAAACGCCGAGCAGCUCGCAGUUGAUAAGUUAAGUUCCCCCGACGGCGUGGAGUACUUCAAGGCCUGGGUGACUCAGCACUACUUGGACAUCGAGGUGACUUCCAUUGGCAGGUCCCUGAGCGACCUGUUCCGGAAGCUCAAGAGGAGGCCGGCCCAGACCUUCCGCGACUACGUAGCCGAGUACAACCGCCUCUCAGCGAGGGUAGCCGAAUGCGGGUGCCGGCUGCCAGACAUAGCAUCGGCAUGGCUUUUCGUGGACCGGGCGAACCUGGAUGAAUCCACUGAAGUCAGCCUCUUGGCCUCAGUGGGGAAUCGCUACAACCUCCAGCAGCUACAACAGGCCGCAAUCAUCUUGGAUCGCUCGAUGAGAAAGCCAUGGGAGCGGACGGGUCGCGCCAACACCGUCCACAUGACCGACGAGAUCGAGGAUGAGGAAGAGGGCGAAGAGGACCCGGUGCUGCAGGACGACCUCGGCGACCACGACCAUGGCGACCUCUACGUGUCCUACAUGACGGCGAAGGCUCGAUACAAGGACGCGGCGAAAGCCAGAGGAGUGGACGUGGAAGCCGUCCGCAAAACGGCAGAACAAAGGGUGGCCAUAGCUAAGAGCAAAAGCCACUGCGCGGCGUGCGGGCAGAAGGGACAUUGGCACCGGGACGCCAUCUGUCCUAAAAACAAAGCAGGAACAGGCAACCAGGACCCGAAGGCCCACAGCAUCCACGUGACCAAUGAGGUGUUCGAGCUGGCCACUGCCCCGGGAGGACCCCUACUGGCCAUCACCGACACCGCAUGCUCCCGAUGUGUGGUAGGAGCGGCUUGGCUACAGCGCUACAUCGAUGAUGUCAAGGCCCAAGCUGGAGGUGAUGGGAACAAGGCCUACCCCUACGAGUUCAUCAAUGAGAAGGAGUCCUUCCGGUUCGGAGCGAGCCGGGUCUACGAGUCGAGCUAUGCAGCUGUGAUCCUCACCAAGGUCGGUGGGACCUGGUUGGCAGUCAAGGCCGCGGUCAUCCACGGCGACAUCCCUCUGCUUCUCUCGCGUCCCCUGUUGGCGAGCCUGGGCAUGAUGUUCGAUGUCGAGCACAAUGUCGCGAACUUUAGAAAGAUCAAUGUCGAGGGGCUAAAGCUGGCCUCUACCACCUCAGGACACCCGGCCCUGAUGGUGCAAUGUAUCGGCAGCUCCGCCAUCGAUCCCAGCUCUGUGCCUAAGGCAUGGGGGAACAAGGAACUCGAGAUCUUGAAGACCCGCGGUGCCUACAUGAGUUUCGUGGUGGGACAUGGGGAAGCUGUACUACGGGAGUCUAAGCAGGGAGAGGUGAGUGAAGGUGAUAGGCGGGCUGUUGUAGGGAACCCCAACCUGUUCUAUGCCAAGAAGAUAUCCCCCGCCAUCUACGAGGCCCUGGUAGCUGACUCGCUCAACAUGAACACAUUCUUGGGUUGGUGGAACUCCACGGCUAUUACCAAUGACUUCUGGAUAGAAACCGAGCACAAACUUAUCAGGGUCCACGUGACUCCCCGUGGCGCACAUGUGCAGACGGCGGAUAUUCAGUGCUAUGGGUCGGCCGCAGCGUUUUCAACCGAGCAGCACAACGCCCACGCGACCCGGAACCUCGUUAUGAGCACCCGGCCCGCGCCAUGGAAGAUGAACAAGGUGGAGCUACAGCAGGAAUGUGCGAGACUGGGCAUCGCUUUCCACCCACGGUGGACUGUGCCAGAGCUUCGCCACCUCCUGAGCGAGCACAACGAGAUCACGCCGAUGUUCCCGAAGCGCCUGACCUCUAUGUCCCUACCGGAACUACGAGCGGAAGCGGAGGCCAUCGGGAUCGGCUAUGGUCCGAAGGAGACAAAGGGGAGCCUCAUGCUACGGAUCCGCGAUGCCGUGGCCCCGGACCAGACCAUCAUGACGGUGGGACGCCACCGCGGAGUACCCUAUGUGGAGAUACCGGACAACUACGGGGCUUGGGCAUCGGAAGAGGAGCGAGUGAACGGGACGAACAUGCACCCCGACCUCAAGCGGUAUGUCACCUGGCGGCGGGAGAAGAAGGAGCAGCAGGAGGACCCCAGCGCCCAUGUUCACAUGAACCAGGACGUUCCGAGGGAAGUGGAGAGCGAGAUACAGGAACUCGAAACGCGUCUGGCCGUCCUGAAGGAGACCUGUGCGGGCCACGACACCACGGAGAUCGAGGGAGGCUACACUGGUAAUCACGAAAGCCGAACUCGGGAUCAGCACCACGAGCACUACGAGCCCGCGGUUGCCGAGGACCACGGUACAGUCAUGGAGCGCAACGAGGCAAUCCCCCAGGACUACCACGACGGCGGCGAGAUCUACAGAGGAACCACAGAACGUGUCGAGGCAAUCCUCCAGGACUACCACGAUGACGUCGAGAACCACAACACAGUCACCAAGCGCAACGAGGCAAUCCCCCAGGACUACCACGACGGUGUCAAAGACCACAAUACAGUCACGGAGUGCAACAAGGCAAUCCCCCAGGACUACCGCGAUGACGGCGAGAUCUACAGAGGAACCGCAGAGUGUGACGAGGCAAUCCAGCAGGACUACCACGAUGACGGCGAGAUCUACAAGAGUGGCCACAUAUGCCAGGACGAUGGUGGUCACAACGGGACGGCCUCAGAACCAGAAGAGUUGGCCCACGCAAUGGUGGUGGACACGUUCUUGGCGGGAGCUGCACGUGGCAACAGGAAGGACAAGACCGCUGAGUGUGAACUCCGUGCUAAAGAAGCCCUUGACGAUGAAGACUACAUCUAUGAGACCUUGGAGGAGGUCAUGGAGAUGAUCCCACAACCUACACGCACCAAGCACCGGAGCGUGCAUGGCGAUGCGGAACCUAAGGCACGACACGUCUUCGGCUACUACGCCCACGGAGGCUUUGGCGGCAUAUGCAGGCGAUCCUUCGAGUACCCCAACCUGGUCCGGUACUUGAACGCAUUCCUACAAAGUCAAGUUGGAGACGAUCUGAAGGAGACCGGCGAAUGGAAUGCCAUCAGUGUCCUGGAAAACAUACCCUCCAGCGUGCACACCGACAACAACAACUACCCCGGCACCUACAACUACGCGGUUUCGACAGGUGCCUAUGUCGGGGGGGAAUUGUGGGUGCAGCGGGCCGGCGGAGGAGUGUGGAAACGAGGGAAAGGAGAUGUGCCGACCGAGGGCGAGUACGUGAACAACUACCAACGGGCGGUGGCGAUUGAUCCCAAGCUACAACAUGGUGUCGAGGAAUGGGGUGGAAAACGGUGGGUGCUUGUUGCCUACACCACCCGCAACGUCAUGAACGCCAAUCCCUGUGAAAGGAAGGCACUCACCGAGAUGGGUUUUCCAAUCCCCGCGAGGAGACCUACGCCACACAAGGCCACGGAGGACGCAAACACCCGGACGAUGCCGAAGAGGAGUGUGAGGAAAGGACUGUGGAAGCGUGCAGCCGAACUUAGCGUUCUCCUCACCACCCUCACCAACGCCUACCAGCACAGUGCGAGUGAAAUGUACCGACUCCAACCCCAGCGCCCCAAAACUUCGAUGGCAGAGAUCGGGGAUGUGACGGCCACCUGCUAUGUGGCCGAUGUCCUGGGCGAGAAUGUCAAUCUCGCCGAACCGGUCCUAUGGGAAGAUUACGAAUGGUGGAGGACGACCGGAAACCACCCUGAAAGCGAGCAACUGUGGAUCCACAUCGACAACGUGAGCCACAACAAGCACGGGGAGGAGCUGGAAUCUUUGGCGAGCAAGCAGAUCCGGAAUGGCGGGACGGUCGUCUUCGAGGACAACCUAAGUGACAACGAGGCCCUGUGGAAGGAGAUUGGAUACCGAUGGCGACGGCUUGGAUGUGAAGUUGGGGAGGACUACACCGAAGAUGGAUGCCGGCUACUACGCGUACAAAGGCCCAAGGAGGAACACGUUGUCUAUGUCGGCGAAACCGUGGACGGCGGGGAGGAAGGAGACCAAGAAAAGACAGGGGCAGCUGGCAUCACGUUCGCCAAGGGCGUUUCCCCACAUAUAGCGUCGGCUCUCAAAAGAGCCCAUCAGAAUCUCGGCCACCCGUCCACGGCAGACUUUGUUCGGCAUCUACGCGUGGCUGGUGCUAAGGCCGAAGUCCUGAAGGCGGCUAAGGGGUUGAAGUGUGAGACAUGCGUCAGAACACAGGCACCCUCUAUCUCCAAACCGGCCGCUAUAGCGAGUGUGCUGCAGUUCAAUCAAGUGGUCGGGGCCGAUCUACUGUAUGUACAUGACGUGAAUGGGAAGAAGCACGAGAUGUUGUCGGUGGUCGACUUCUCUUCCUCCUACCACAUCGUGAUCCCCGUGGCACGAAAGGACACGGCCACCCUGGAACAAGCCUUUUGUCACAACUGGGUGAACGUUUUCGGGGCACCUGGCACUAUUGCCGUCGACCUGGAAAAUGGGCUACAGAAAGCCCUGGCCCGGACCGCGGACUGGACGGGCAUGGCCAUCCGGAGCUGCGCGGGACAAGCUCACUGGCAAGCCGGGUUCACCGAGCGACAAGGGGGGCUAUGGAAGGCAAUCUUCAACCGGGUUGCCGAGGACAAGAAUGUUGCACAGGCAGACAUAGCCCUGGCAGUUGCUGCGGUGUCCAAUGCCAAGAACACCCUGCGGAAGGUGAGUGGGUUUUCCCCAGCACAACAUGUAUUUGGCCAGGCCCCAGUGGUUGCGGAGGACCUAAUGGACGGUCCACUAGCACACAUGCCCGACGGGGAGGUUGUCAUGGACGACAAGCAUGCAAGAGAGGUGGCCACACGGACCGCCGCGCGGGCGGCAUUCCACUUCGUCCAAACGGACGACCGGGUGCGCCGAGCUCUCCAAGGCCGUGCUCGCGUCCAGGCCCGUGAGCCCAACGUGGGAGACCGGGUGUUUUUCUUCAGGAAAGCUAAGAACAGCAAACGCGGAUGGUGGCGUGGCCCAGCUACCAUCAUAGGCAAGGAAGCCAACAACUUCUGGAUCUCCCGGGCCGGCAGAUGCCUGCUGUGCGCUCCAGAGCAUGUGAGGCUGGCAACCAACCAAGAGCUCGGCCACAUGUUCGCUUUGCGGGCCGGCAAGGAGGAUAUGGACAAGCUCUUGAAUGCCGAUUUCGAUGACAAGGACGCCUACAUCGACGAGGAGCCCGAGGGGGAGAACGAGGACCAGGACUUGGACAUGGAGGAGGUGGCUAUGGAGAACGAGGACAUGGACACAGAAUCAAGGGGAGUACGCAGGGCACGCGAAGUUCCGCCGGCACCCGUGGCGAAGCGUUACAGGAAGAAGGCCCCUGCCACCGAAGGGGAGGCGCAGGAGAUCCUGAUGCUCAAGCGUGCAAAGACGGAAAGGUCGCGGGCUAAGCAACUGGAGAAGGAGCUACCCUGGCAAAUGAUACCGGAGGACAAGCGUGACGACUUCCGGACCGCGGAGGACAAACAAUGGAGCGAACACAUGGAACAUGACGCCCUGGAGAUCCUCGACGUGGAGCGCAGCCGCGAGGUGGAGGCCACCGUCCCCAAGGCCCGGAUAUUGUCCUCGAGAUGGGCAUACCGAGAUAAAAGCUUGGCUCAACGGCGAACCAAGCCAGAGACGCCCUGGAAGUGUAAGGCUCGGUUGGUCAUUGGGGGCCAUGAAGACCCAGACCUGGCCGGUGGGCGAGUUGUGUCGGAUUCGCCAACGGUGUCUCGGGCCACCCUGAUACUGCUACUCCAAAUCUGUUGCUCACGCCUAUGGCAGGCUGCUGCGGGAGAUGUGGCGGCAGCAUUUCUCAACGGCGUCUACAUACAGAGGGAGUUGUACAUGCGACAACCCCGCGGUGGAGUUCGCGGCCUAGAUCCCCGGCAGCUACUACGUGUCAAAAAGGGCAUCUUUGGGCUGACGGAGUCACCGCGGCUCUGGUAUGAUCGAUUGACAUCCGUGAUGCUCGGUCACACCUUUCUGGUGGCCGGCAAGGAGUACAAGAUGACCCCUUGCCCCCUGGACCCGUGCGUCUACAUGCUCCAGGCCGGCGCAGAAGAGGAACCCAUAGCCUAUGUGGCCGUUCACGUGGACGACCUGCUGGUCAUCGCCAAGCCCGAGGUGAACAAGUGCGUGAGGGAUGAGCUUUCAAAGCUGUUCCCCGUCGAUGACUGGGAAGUCGACAACUUCGACUACAUAGGCUCUCACAUAUCCACGGAGAACGGGGAAAUCCUCAUCAACCAGGAGGCUUUCGUGGAUGGACGCCUGUUCAUGUUGGACAUCGACCCGAAGGCCGACAACGAGGUUGAGGCUACAGAGGAACAACUCAUAGACAAUCGCUCCUUGGUAGGAGCUUUGUCGUGGUUGGCCGGACAAUCACGUCCGGAUCUCCAAUGCGGAGUAGCUCUUGCCCAGCAGAGACAAAGGGCCCCUACCGUAGGAGACCUCCGCUUCACGAAUGCCCUGACCAAGAAGGCGACCGAGCACCGCAGCGAAGGAGUACGCCUCAGGCCGAUUCCCCUCGAGAAGGGCAUCUUCUACGCCUUCCACGACUCCGGAUGGGCGAACGCUGACGAGCAGGACCCAGAGGACGACUUCAAGCUCACCCCCGAGGAGGAGGACCAAAGGACUAUGAAAGAAGGCCCGCCAGGACCGGGGAAGGCCAAAAGGGCGAGCUCACGAGUGGCGUCCCAGCUGGGACACGUCAUCAUGUUCGGCAACCUCGAGGAUGCUACUAAGAACCAGACGAAGGCGAGCCUGCUGGAAUGGAGAAGCCAAACUUGCCAACGAGUAUGUCGCAGCACCUUCGGCGCUGAGACGAUGGCUUGCGCAGAGGGACUCGAAUGCGGGCAAUUCCUACGUGCCCUGCUGGCCACCUUGUUGGCUGGAAAGCUGAUAAAGCUUCAUGAUGCACGAGGAUGGUGGCCGAUCAUAUGUCUCACGGACUGCAGAUCGCUACAUGACCACCUUCACCGCGCCGGAGUACCACGAGUCCCAGCCGAUCGUAGAUUAGCUGUAGACCUGGCGGCCAUCCGCCAGGAGUUUCGAAGGUGUUCCGAACGCGUAGCCAUCCAAUGGCUGCCGACGACAUGUCAAGUCGCCGAUCCACUCACCAAGCCAAUGAAGUGCCGCGAGUGGUGGAGAGCGCAACAAGACGGGAUCCGUCUUCCCUUUGAUGUUCUUUCGAAGGUCAUCGGAAAACCCGAUUUUUGA